CUUCUGUCCACCACCACCACCACCACCACCAUUACUGUUAAUAGCAGCAGCUGGUCCCUCACCAAUUUUGGCUCUAACCCCCGUCCAGGAAGGAGAGAAUGGUGACCGUCGAUGAAGUCCGGAAGGCGCAGCGGGCCGAGGGCCCUGCCACGAUCAUGGCCAUCGGAACAGCUACUCCGCCGAAUUGUGUUGAUCAGAGCGCAUAUCCGGACUACUAUUUCCGUAUCACAAACAGCGAGCACAAGACCGAGCUCAAGGAGAAGUUUAGGCGCAUGUGUGAUAAAUCAAUGAUCAAGAAGCGUUACAUGUACUUGACUGAGGAGAUCCUGAAAGAAAACCCUAGCAUGUGUGAGUACAUGGCCCCAUCGCUCGAUGCAAGGCAGGACAUGGUGGUCGUCGAGGUCCCAAAGUUAGGCAAAGAAGCAGCCACGAAGGCUAUCAAGCAAUGGGGCCAGCCCAAGUCCAAGAUAACCCACUUGGUCUUUUGCACCACUAGUGGUGUGGACAUGCCGGGCUGUGACUACCAGCUCACCAAACUAUUGGGCCUGCGUCCCUCCGUCAAGCGCCUCAUGAUGUACCAACAAGGCUGUUUCGCCGGUGGCACCGUACUCCGCCUGGCCAAGGACCUUGCCGAGAACAACAAAGGAGCGCGUGUGCUUGUCGUGUGCUCGGAAAUUACUGCAGUGACCUUCCGUGGGCCUAAUGACACUCACCUUGAUAGUCUCGUGGGCCAGGCCUUGUUUGGUGAUGGUGCUGCUGCUAUCAUUGUGGGUUCGGACCCUAUCCCGGACGUUGAGAGGCCCUUGUUUGAAUUAGUCUGGACUGCCCAAACAAUCCUGCCCGAUAGUCAUGGGGCCAUCGACGGACAUCUCCGUGAAGUUGGGCUUACAUUCCAUCUCCUCAAGGAUGUUCCUGGGCUUAUUUCGAAGAACAUUGGAAAGAGCAUGGAAGAGGCAUUUAAGCCUUUGAACAUCUCGGACUGGAACUCGCUAUUCUGGAUCGCGCACCCUGGUGGGCCAGCUAUUCUAGACCAAGUUGAGGAGAAGUUGGGCCUGAAGCCCGAAAAGUUACGGGCCACACGACAGGUGCUUUCUGACUAUGGCAACAUGUCCAGUGCAUGUGUGCUGUUUAUUUUGGAUGAGAUGAGGAGGAAGUCUGCUGAAGAUGGGCUUAAGACCACUGGAGAAGGGCUUGAGUGGGGCGUCCUAUUUGGGUUUGGGCCUGGGCUUACUGUUGAGACUGUGGUGCUUCACAGUGUGGCUACUUGAAGUGGGCCUUGAAUAAUUGGGUUUGGGCCUGGACCUCUGUUAUGUUUGGUUUGCAUUUCUGGCUUGGUUUUUCAUUUUGGUCUUCCAACGUUUACUUGUGUUGUGGUGCAACUGGAUAAGUUGUGUUUAAUUAGUUUAUGCCUAUGAGUCUUAUGCUGCAAUUCAAAUCAUGAUAAAUAAUAUGUACUUUGCUUUUCUACCAUGAAUGAAAAUAGUACUGUUUGUGUCUCUGUGAAAA
This is a messenger RNA of Tripterygium wilfordii, 1506 nucleotides long. Its product is annotated as chalcone synthase 1. Gene Ontology annotation, molecular function: acyltransferase activity, transferring groups other than amino-acyl groups. The transcript has 2 exons. The coding region runs from base 99 to 1268 and encodes 389 amino acids. Gene Ontology annotation, biological process: polyketide biosynthetic process. The record is from RefSeq and is a predicted model, not a curated record. Lineage: Eukaryota; Viridiplantae; Streptophyta; Magnoliopsida; Celastrales; Celastraceae.